AUGGCUACACUUCUACAAUCGAUCGUUGGUUAUCCCACCGAACAGGAGGUUAUCUUGUUAUCCUGUUCGACGGACUCGGACGUGUAUAUCUCCUAUAGAGAUCGUCGUUUCAUCAACGACCUUCUUCCCCCUGAACUUCUCUGCGAAAUAUUCAUCCUGGCUCACGCUUCCCAUCCAUUAACGUCCAUCUUCCGAAACCCACUUCACCAUCUCGCACAACCUCUCAUUCUUCGCAAUGUCUGUAAACGUUGGAAGUUUCUAGCAGAAUCUACCAGACUACUAUGGACCCAAUUCGAGAUUUCACUUAUGACUGGACCUUCUUUGACCUGCUCCUCCAAUCUGGUUCCAUACCGGUGCUUGGAGAAAGCCCGUGAGAUGAUGAAACGGUGGCUGAAGUUCGCUUGCUCCAACCUCGAUCUCGACCCAGACGUGACAUACAGAUACCCCGGCCUUCGCUUUACAUUUGAAACUGGAGGAUUAGGAUUAAGUCACGGAACCCCCAUAGAGCGGGUGAUACUCAAAGUCUUGACUGACUUUUCUCCCCAUUGGCAACACGUCACUAUCAGGAUUCCGAUAAUCCACAUGGCGCGGUAUCUAGAUCUGUCCCCCGUUCGAGGGCGGAUUAACCGCCUAGAGUCGCUAACUCUUGACGGCAACGAUACCUACUCUACAUCUGACGCCAUCCCAAACAAGUUGCUGGAUCUCUUUGAGAUCGCACCCAGAUUGGCAAGACUUUCCUUGGAUGGGUUCUAUGAUGUUGCUCUGCGAAUGCCGUUUGAGCAGCUUAAACGCGUUUCAAUCAAGGACAUGAACACCCUUGAUAGUUAUCACCUCCUCCGGGGCUCCGCCAAUUCAGUCGAAACUGCUUCAGUUUCUCCCCUUUGGACCCACAUGGGACGCUCAUCCACCCUUCCACUCGUCGUAUUACCUCGACUCACAGCCUUGCAAUACAUAAACAACGGUGACACCAUGCAAGCUAUUAAUUGGGCUAAAGAGAUCUUCCGACACCUCGAGACGCCGAACCUACACACCCUCAUCCUCCACGACUGCUUCCACCGUUCCUCGUAUCGCGAAGCCUUCAAGAUGGUUUUACGCUCUCAAUCGAAGUGUAGUAUUAAACAUAUAGAGUUGAGAGGUAUCGGAGGAAACGAGCCAUCCGAUAUCUUUAGUUUACUGGACUUCACAACCAGCUCGGUGGAAUAUCUACUCGUGGAAGGGAUCUUGGGCGUUGUGGCUUCACGUCCUUCACGCAUGUAUCAACAAUAUGUGCAGGAGUUAGUCACUACGACAGAAGUUAUUACGCAUUUGGCUGCGAAGAUCCAGAGUCAUCGCGACGGGUUUGUUAAGCUCAACGGCCUCGUUUUAAAACUGACGAUACAUGGUGGGGAGGUGUUUAUCGGAAUCUCAUGCUUGAGGGCCUUGUACGAAGCUGUCUUGACAAGGAAUAAGACGAAGAAGGAUGGGAACCCAGUGAAGUUACGUUUGCGGAUUCGGAUUUCUGGUUCGUCGGAUAAAUUUUUGCAAGAUAUGAGACGUGAGUUGGAAGAUGUGGCAGGUGGUCUUAAUCUGAGGGGUGAUGAAGUCCUACUAGAGCAUGCUUAG
Molecule: messenger RNA, 1602 nt
Organism: Marasmius oreades (fairy-ring Marasmius)
Lineage: Eukaryota; Fungi; Basidiomycota; Agaricomycetes; Agaricales; Marasmiaceae
Exons: 2
Coding region: 1-1602 (533 amino acids)
Source: RefSeq, a predicted model, not a curated record